AUGGCUAGUCUUGGAUUUCGCUAAUGAAGUGGUGAAGAGGACUGGGAAAAAAUGGAAUUCCCCAAGCGAAAAGAAGCGAAAAAUGCCAACAAAAAUGUCUUUGGUCUAAAACACAACUUGACAGGCCUACAACCGAAAACGCAAUUUCUUUUUAAAUCAUGGUCUUCUUUAUUUUAACCUCAGUGCCAGUUGGGCAGAGGUUAACAUUUAAUGACAGGCCAGGACAAAAAGUUUAUUACAUUUGGAAUGAUGGAAUUUAAUUCAUAAGUCUUUUAAACGCUUGGAUGACAAAGAAAUUCGUUCUUUCAAUGCAUACAAGACAAAAUUGUCAUCAUAGCCGCUCAGUUGUGUGCCACUAGUGAAGUUAGACAGUUCUUCGGGGAAUUCAAGCCUAAACAUGGCCUACGAAGACUCUUAUGUGAAUACCUACUAUCCAGAAUAUACAGCUCACAUCAGCUCCAGGCCACGUCCACAUUCGGUGCAUCCGUUUCGUCAUUUGGUGGCUUCCAGCACGAAUUUAAAUGGAGCCUGGGAGGGAGGAGGUUCAGCACACUCGGGCUAUGGUCCAGAGCCCAUGGAAUAUGACUACCAUACGGGUCCUCAAGCUCAUGCACCCAUGGGUGAUUAUUCUUAUCACUCUGCUGCAGGCACUGGUUAUGGUGGACCCCCACCUGCAUAUCAUGCACCGGUUCAUGUGUCUGCAAAACCUGCUGGUGGGGGAAAGAAAAAGUCCGGAGGAGCUAGAAAGCGCAGCAGCCAUAGCUCCACCAUGACCGCAUUGACUCUGUUGUCUUUCUUCUUUUUUGUCAAUCUACUGCAGAACUGUAUAAAAGAUCACAUGGAUUAUAUGCAUCCCACUGUUAUGGUCAUGACCCCAGAUAUACGUCGCAAAAGCCUUAAUAAAAUGGGGGAAAUGAAUUCGCGCGAGCAAAGUAGUGGCAUUUCAGCGGCUGGAGUGGUAGCUACCAAUGAGGCCAAUAUUGUAAUGCAGCCAGCAGAUAUGUUGGCCUCGGCAGCCUUUAGUUCUUCGCAAGUUAUGGAAGCCAUGAAACCCUAUGUGAAUCUGCAAUCCCCUUAUAGCAGUGUGAAUAAGCCUAUGGAAGUUUUGCCUAACAGACCAGUUCAACAAGCUCCUGCUGCCCCUCCAGUCGUAGCACAAUAUCAAAAUCAUCAUGCUGCACCGGCAGAAGUGCAACAUCAAAGGCCGCCUUCAGCUUAUGAUCCCCAUCAACCCGAUGUCUAUGAACAACAUUUACAGCAUAAUUAUCCUGGAGAACAUAUACCAGCGGUGGCAGCCUACAAUCCUUCAUCCCAGGAGUUUCCUAAGCCUUUGUUAAAUGAAAAUCCCUUGGUGAAUCAACAACAACCGCCAGUUUAUAUGGGCUCUUCAAAGGAUCAUCCUUCUGCUCAUCAUGAAUAUACGCCAGCUGUGACACCCAUACAACAUCAUUCCCAUGAUGAGAUGAUGGCAGCAGCAGCAUCAUCAGUUUCCGGGUCUUUUUAUUCCACAACACGUAAUCCUUUUCUGGACCACAAAUACCCCAAUCAAUCACCUGCCUAUGCUCCUCCAAGUGAUCAUGGUUUCAAGCAGCCUUCUUCUCAAAAUUAUCACCGUUACCCCCCGAAGAACAAUGCUGAAGACUCAGCAGCUCACCAGGGUCCUGUGCCUUGGUCCUCCACCCAUUCCAUGGUUUCAUCGGCUGUUAUGUCUGCUCCCAUACGUCGAGCAACCAUAGUUUCAGUAUCGCCCACCAUAAAAUGGAUUUCGCUGCCCUCCAAUGUGGACGACCAUGCAGAUUUUGAUGAUGAUGUGCCCAGCUCGGAGUUGAGGCGAGACAGUCGUUAUGGUGAAACCACAUAUCAAAGAAAAUUUCCCUAGGCAUACAGCGAAAUGAAGAGUGCAAAGGGUGAAAGGAAUGGAGUUAGGAAAUUUUUACCAGAUUGUGCAAAUUCUUUGAGGGUAUCAUAAGUGAGCCGCGUUUAAGCUACUGCUAAGUGACCGAUGCUAACAGGACUAGAAAACGCACCAGACAAAUAACUGCCGAAAUUUUCAUAUGCAAAUUAUGGCUUCUUGAGGUUGUGUAAUGGAAAUCUAUUCUCAACAUCAUGGGGCUGAGACCAAACCAGGCCAAACUCAACACUGCACUGUACACGGUUGUCGAGGAAGAGGUAUAAAAAUCUCCUUUAUGAUAAUCACAGCGAAAUGGCAUUAGGGCUAGUAAUCGAGAGCAAUAGUAGCACAGAGCUAUCAUUCAAAAGGUUG
This is a messenger RNA of Stomoxys calcitrans (stable fly), 2263 nucleotides long. RefSeq lists its product as uncharacterized. Lineage: Eukaryota; Metazoa; Arthropoda; Insecta; Diptera; Muscidae. The transcript has 4 exons. The record is from RefSeq and is a predicted model, not a curated record. Bases 398 to 1879 code for a protein of 493 amino acids.